This is a messenger RNA of Chlamydomonas reinhardtii, 1768 nucleotides long. RefSeq lists its product as uncharacterized. NCBI's taxonomy places the organism in Eukaryota, Viridiplantae, Chlorophyta, Chlorophyceae, Chlamydomonadales, Chlamydomonadaceae. The record is from RefSeq and is a predicted model, not a curated record. Bases 143 to 790 code for a protein of 215 amino acids. The transcript is spliced from 2 exons.
GCGAGAACCCUGGGCGAAUAAUGACAAGGUCGAGCACGCGCCGGUGCAGUACUUCCCACAGCGCCAACUGAUCGCCCUUUCCUGCUAUCGUAUCCUAAAGCGGUGCUGGGCCCCCGGGGUCCACCGCGAAACGCACGCAAAGAUGGCUGUUGUGCCACGCGCCGGCCGCAGCCCGCAGCUUGCCAGCCUCAUCAGCAUGCUGGGUCCGCUGCUGCUGCUGCUACUGCUGCUGGCAGCGCCCCUGCUGCUGCAGGAUCAGGCAUCCGCGGGCCGGGUGUCGCUGGUCUCGCAUUCGGCGAACGCUGGAGCUGCCUCGGCUGCUGCCUCUGCCGCGGCCAACGGCGGUGCGGCCGCCUCCAAGGCUCGUGUGCACAAUGACGCUGCUGCCCUCCGCCGCCUGCUGACCCAGCACUGGCCGGCUGAGCACUCGACCACAGGCAGCCACGGCGGUUAUGGCGGUUAUGCGCCGCCUCCGUAUGGCGGUUACGCGCCGCCGCCUCCGUAUGGCGGUUACGCGCCGCCUCCGUAUGGCGGUUACGCGCCGCCUCCGUAUGGCGGUUACGCACCGCCGCCUCCGUAUGGUAAUUACGUGCCGCCGCCUCCGUAUGGCGGUUACGCACCGCCGCCUCCGUAUGGUGGAUAUGCGCCGCCUCCGUAUGGUGGUUACGUGCCGCCGCCUCCGUACGGUGGAUACGCGCCGCCUCCGUAUGGUGGUUACGCGCCGCCGCCUCCGUACGGUGCAUAUGCGCCGCCGCCUCCGUACGGCUAUGGCGGCUAUGGUUACUACUGAGCAAGUAACAAAUUAGGUGCUGUGAGCCGUGUUAUAAUGUCCGAGCUGUGCGUUCGGGGAAGAAUGAUUUGCGGUUCGUGCCUAUGCAUGCCUAGAAGCACUGCCAUUGUGUAUCUCUUAUUUCCUACCGUGUGCUGGAUGUCUGGCUGCUGACAAUUAAGGGCACCCGUCGUGGGCAUUUGUCUUCGUGAGCACAGACUGACGACAUGUCUUUCUAGCUUCCAUACUCGCGGUGUGUUCCGCUUCAUGCAAUGCAUCCCCCAGUGGUUCCAGUUGUACCGUAUCAUGCUAGAUCUGUGACCAUUUGUACUGAGUUGUAAGUACACCGCGGCGAGGCCUGGCUUUGAACUGGGAUGUUAGCCCAGGUUCAGGAUGUGGUGCUGGCUGAUGCUGGCUGGUGGCUGGACUUUUGGGCCGAUAGGUAUAACAUAUGGGGGCCAUGGCGCUCAACGUGCCAACAGCAGUUGCACAGCGUAAGCUUUUGAUGAGAUUCCGUUUAUGUUCUGGCCAAUCACUGCGAACCAUGCGUGGGAGAGGCCUAGGGAGGAGAGGACGUGCCCUCUACGUGCGGCUGAGGUGGAGGACGAGCAUCACGUCUUGAUGCAAUGUGCAGGCUAUGCCGAGCUACGGGUGAGCAGUGGCUUAGACUUCAGUAAAAACAUGCGCGUAGUGGUGCUGAAAUAUGAGCCUGUCAGGUUAGCCGCAUUACGGUACUCGCAUAGGAGUGGGCACGUGCACCUUACACGGGGAGAACAGUAAGUAGGACGACGUCAUUUGUUGGCAUUAUCAGGGUUACCCUGGCCCAGGCCUCCGGUUCCCACGAGGCAGGAAGGCACGACAAUAUCGUGCGCAGCACUUUGUAACCACACACCCACAGUAACUGCGCGCGCGUGUUUUGUGGCUUUGUUCCGUUUGUGUUGUGGAUAACCCCACACCACACGCGGCUAGGUGGUCAGGCCAGGGAACAAGUUAGGGAUU